This is a messenger RNA of Maudiozyma barnettii, 1983 nucleotides long. It is a transcript of the gene SKT5, whose product is annotated as Skt5p. Bases 1 to 1983 code for a protein of 660 amino acids. The transcript has a single exon. Gene Ontology annotation, molecular function: protein binding. The record is from RefSeq and is a predicted model, not a curated record. NCBI's taxonomy places the organism in Eukaryota, Fungi, Ascomycota, Saccharomycetes, Saccharomycetales, Saccharomycetaceae.
AUGAGUGAGACAAUGCAUCCAUAUAAAAAGCAUCUGUACAAUACGCAGAAUAUGAACUAUAGUGCCGACCAAAUCGACUCUGAAAGAGCGAACGAUACACAAGAACUUGAACUUAAAAGCAGUCUGGGUGAACUCUCUAUGGAUGUUACUGACGAUGCAGAUUUUGCAAACUCCGAAGACUUUAAUGAGUUAUAUCAGGAUUUGGUGAAACUUCCCCCUACCAAAUUAACACAUGAAAGAUCCCUAACUGAACCAAAAUCCAAUAAUGAUUCUAGUUUGUCCUUAGGGUCAGAUGCGGCUAGGGCACUGAGACAACAACGGACGAGGUCAGUGGAUCUUUCUCAUAUGUAUAUGUUGAAUAAUAGUAACGAUACACAAUUGACGUCUACUAAUGAAUCUGUAGCUGAUAUCUCUCAUCAGAUGAUUACUAGAUAUUUAGGGACAGAUAAUAAUACCUCGUUGAUGCCCAGAUUGAAGACUAUCGAAAUGUAUAGAGAAAAUGUGAAGAAGUCUAAGGAUCCUAAAUUAUUAUUUGAAUAUGCACAAUACAUGUUACAAACAGCAUUAACUAUCGAUACUAAUAGUUCCAUAGGAGUAACCAAAGACACUACUAAUAAUUUAAGUGAAAAAGAUGUAUCCUCAGAAGAUCUUAAGAAACAAUUUCUGAAGGAUGCACAACAUUACUUAAAGAAAUUAAGUUCAAAGGGUUAUUCUGAUGCUCAAUAUUUGUUAGGUGAUGCUUAUUCCUCUGGUGCAUUUGGUAAGGUUUCUAAUAAAGAAAGUUUUAUCUUAUUCCAGGCUGCAGCAAAGCAUGGGCAUAUUGAGAGUGCUUAUAGGACAGCUCAUUGUUACGAAGAAGGUCUAGGUACGACUAGAGACGCUAGAAAAGCUCUAAAUUUUUUGAAGUUUGCUGCUAGUCGAAAUCACCCAUCAGCAAUGUUUAAACUAGGCUUAUAUUCCUUCAAUGGUAGAAUGGGUCUCCCAAAUGAUGUAAACACAAAACAGAAUGGGAUUAAAUGGCUCUCUAGAGCUUCGGCAAGAGCCAACGAGUUGACUAAUGCGGCACCAUAUGAAUUGGCAAAGAUUUAUGAACAUGGGUUCUUAGAUUUAAUUAUCCCUGAUGAAAAAUACGCUAUGGAGUUAUAUAUCCAAGCAGCUGCAUUAGGUCAUAUCCCUUCUGCAACAUUAUUGGGGCAAGUUUACGAGACAGGUAAUUCUGUCAUUGAACAAGAUGUUAGUUUAUCUGUUCAUUACUACACUCAGGCUGCUGUACAAGGAAAUGACCCCGUAGCAAUGUUAGGAUUAUGUGCAUGGUACUUAUUAGGAGCAGAACCUGCUUUCAAGAGGGAUGAAACAGAGGCAUUCCAAUGGGUCUCCAAGGCGGCAAAUCUGGGUCUUCCAAAAGCACAGUUCACUUUAGGUUAUUUCUACGAAAAUGGGAAAGGAUGUGAACAAGACGAAGAAGCAGCAGGAAAAUGGUAUACUAAAGCCGCUAAAAACAACGAUCAAAGAGCUAUACGAAAGGUCAAAAGACAAGAAAAUGCAGAUAACCUUGAAGCUGUUGAUAAUUCUAAAGACAAAGAAAUUAGAAAUCAUAGUCAUAGAAAGAGUAGAAGUGUAACAACUGUGAAUUUAUUCUCAACAACUUCCAAUAGCAAUCAACUGGAUGCAGACCGUUCGAUUGAUAAUAUUCAAGGUGUUCAACAAAAUGAUUAUCUUGAAGUUCAACAAAUGGAUACUCCUAAAUUUUUUAAUAAUCCAAAUUAUAAACAUACUCCGCAAAAUAGCAUCAAUAACCCUACAUCGACAAGUAACAUAUUGGCAGAUUUACCUGAUAAUACCAUUAAUAAAACUACAAACAAUAUAGAUAAGUCGAGCAAUAUUUGGAUGGCAAAGGAUGGUACUCACAAAAUACCGGAAAACAAUGAUAAGAAGGAACUUAAAAUUAAGAGAAAAAAGAAAAAAGAUUGUGUCAUAAUGUAA